CCUAUUGUUCGGUAACUGUUUUGGACUCCUACUAAUUCGAAUUUGGCUAGAAAGUUUCGUUUUGGAGAAAGCGCCCCCUAUCAAAAAGUGGCACCAUUCUUUAGUGUUACUACUUACUGAUUACAGCCUUACAAUUAGCUUAUGUAAAGCUAACCUUUAAGGGGCCCAAAGUCACAGUGGCUUUAUUAUUAAAGCAGUUGCCAAGUGCCAACACUAAAAAAAGUUAAAAGGUGGAAGAUAGAUUACUUGGAAUCUAAAUCCUCCAAUGAAUCAUCAGCUUCAAGUAUCAGAUGAAGAAGAGGAGGAAGAGGAAGCUUUUCAAGAAAAUGGCAUUGAAAACCUUCAAAGUCACUACCAAAACCAGCACAUCCAGCAAUUGCCACAGCCACUCUGCCCAAAACCAGCAAAAUGGGCUAAUUUCACAGCAUGUGAACAAGAAUUGAACAAAGUGACAGAACAAAUGAAGCCAAAGAGAGCUAAAAUGGACGUGAUAGAAGUCCACGGAGGCCGAAUUAUACGAGCCACAGGAAGAAAAGACAGGCACAGCAAGGUUUCAACGGCAAAGGGUCCGAAGGACCGAAGAGUUAGGCUAUCACCAAACACUGCAAUUCAGUUCUAUGAUGUGCAAGACAGGCUUGGCUACGACCGUCCAAGUAAGGCCAUUGAUUGGCUGAUUAAUGAAGCUAAAGCUGCAAUUGAUGCUCUUGGUGAGUUCCCUAGUAAUUCCCAUUGUACUAAACUUAAUUCCAAAAUGCAGUGUUCAUUUGAUCAACAACAAAACCCAAGAUUUAGUAGUGUUUCCAAUACUGAAUGUGGAGUUCAGGACAACCAGCAGGAGGUGAAUUAUGACAUCCCAAUUCAGAAUGUUAACUUGUUUCCAUCAUCUGAUGGUUCCAAGAAUCCAUUCUUCAGUGAGUUCCACAGCUACCCAAAUGUCCAUUUUCUCAAUUUCCAGUCUUUACAAGACAACACAAUCCUUUCCUCUAGCAAUCAUCAUCAAGGUAGCUUCUCAACCACCACUUCAAUUCCUUUGAAUUCCAACAUGGAAAUGGCUAGAUUUAGAAGAAGUCUAAAUGAGAAUAUUGCAAGUUCAAAUUCAAGAAAUGGAGAGGUGGGAGAGGAUUCCUCAUUGAAUCAUUUAGCACAUCAUUUCCCAUCAGUUUUAAGUCAAAAUCAGGUCUUUUCUCAUAGGGAACCCCUUCAGUCCAGCAUUUUUCCUCUAACCAGAGAUCCAUUAAGCACACAACAUCACACACUUUCUUACGGAUUUGCCAAUGAUGGUUUCUCAGGAGUAACUUCGAGUGCACCAAGAAUUCAAGGGGAAGAAGAGCAGGGCACAAUGUUUUCUGCUUCUUGACCCACUGCAUUAUCAAGAUUCACCAUCAGAAUAUAUAGAUAGACUUAGUUUUUUCUACUAUAUAUUUCCUUUUCAGAAUCUUUUUUCUUUUUCUCAGGAGCUGAAAUCUUUGCUGCGUGGACCUAAUGCACAAUUUCUUAUGUUAUUUAUUACUGUAUUAGUAUUAGUAGUAUUUUUGAUAUGAGAUGUUUAUCCAAAUUUUAUUACCUUCUUGUCUCUAAUUAAGCUUCUGUAAAAUUC
Molecule: messenger RNA, 1597 nt
Organism: Capsicum annuum
Lineage: Eukaryota; Viridiplantae; Streptophyta; Magnoliopsida; Solanales; Solanaceae
Product: transcription factor TCP4
Exons: 1
Coding region: 266-1357 (363 amino acids)
Biological process (GO): regulation of secondary shoot formation
Cellular component (GO): nucleus
Molecular function (GO): sequence-specific DNA binding; DNA-binding transcription factor activity
Source: RefSeq, a predicted model, not a curated record